UUGUACGUAAUAUUCAGAAUUUGCAACGUUGUAAUUGACAUAAAACUUAGACAAUUAUUAAGUUGAAAAAUACGCACGAUUAGUGGAGCGUCUUCCGCUGCAUAAUAAAAUGGACGAACUGCUACCUGGUCCACCCGGAGUCGAUAUGGAUACGAAUGAAAAAAACGAGGAAUCUAUGGCGGCGAAUCGCAAAAGCAGCAAAUCACGCUCACGCCGACGCUCGACUUCACCAACAGCGCGACGGCGACGUUCGCCCUCUCGCUCACCAUCACCUGUAACGCUACCAUCCCGGCGACGUUCGCCCUCGCGUUCACCUUCACCACCACCGCGCCGGGGACGCUACGAUUCUACCGAGUAUGGACGCUAUGGACCACGCAGGCGCUACGAUCGGGAUAGGAGACGCUCACCGGAUCGCCGACGGUCUCCCCCACGACGUGGUCGACGGGAUGGACGCUUUGGACGCUCUCGAUCGCGAACUAACUCCCCGCCUAGACGUGGCAGACGAUCCGGGAGUCCUGGUGGACGCUGGUCACCCAAAAAGAAGCCGUCUUCGCCGCCCCUGCCGCCGCCAUCCGGACAACAGAUGCAAGGAGGGCCACCACAGUUGGCGCAUCCAGGUCAACAACCAUACGGAGUAAUGCCGCCUCAAAUGUACAGCCAGGGUCCGUAUGGAGCACCACCGGGCGUGUAUGGACACCAAUAUGGUAUACCACCGCCAAAUGCAUUUCAAGCCCAGGGUCCACCAGCAGCAUAUGGCAUGCCAGGACCGCCGCCAACGCAAGCUGAUUUCAGUGCGGGCUAUGGGCCUCCACCGCAGGGAGCCUGGGGCGUAAAUGAAUACGGACAGCAGGUCUGGAUACCGCAGCCAUUGCCAAGUGUUCCACAAGCGACGCCGGAGACUCUUGCGCAACCACAACAGUCGCUUGUGCAGCCCACGCAGCAGCAGCCACAACAACAACAGCAAAUGUUGCCUGUUCAGGAGUCAUCUGUACCGGAGGAGUUGCCGUCGGCAACGCGUGAGAGUGGAGGUUUGCCGCCACAGGACGCCGUUGCCCAGGAGGCAGAGAACCAAAAGGACGAGCUUAAGAAGCAACGCGCCAACUACGUGACGAAAGUAACUCUGCUCAAAAAGGAGAUGAAAGUGUUGAAAGAGCAACGUGAAGAUUUGGCCGCUGUAGAUGAACCGCCGUCGCCCACAACGCAGGAUUUCAUAGCGCAGAACGAUUAUUUGCAGGGGCAGAUAAAAAAGAAAUUGGACACUAUAGAGAAUGUUAUUGACAUGUUAAACGGCCUCAUUGGCGACGAGGAUCCCGAUGAUGAAACCGAAGAUGCACCAGAACCGUCAGCAAUACGCAUCAAGACACAGGCUAGCCUGGAACAGGUGACUAAAGCGGCACCUCAAUCGGAAAAUUCGGCAUCCAGUGAUAGUUCGGACGACAGUUCGGAAUCGAGUGAUUCAACCAGCUCCUCAUCGGACUCUUCAUCUGAGGGUGACGAGGAGAAUGGCGAUGGUAGCCCCACAAAUCGCCUUAAGCAUCGCGCAAUCAAAUCAAUGAAAGCGAAACAGCGCAAUGUUGAAGCUUCAACGAAAGCUGCUCAGCCAGCCCCACAAAAUUACAAUUUGGUGUUUUUCGAUCCCGAACAGCACUGGUGUUCCAGCUGUGGUGUGUUCCCGAAGACAGCUCGCGACUAUCUCAAGCACUUACAUGCCGAGGAGCAUAUGAACCGCGACACUAUAGAAACGCCUUGGCACAUCGAUAUCGACCACGAUCCGUUUCCAAGUUUUGAGAAUGCCCCCACAAAACGGGUGCCAGUGCGGGGUAUGCAAUUCCUGGUGCCUGCCUCAGCAUGGUACUGUAAAUUGUGCAGGGUCUGGAUUGGUGACUUACAUUGUGCAUCGGCUCAUCUAAAGUCGAAAACUCAUUCCAACCGUUAUGACACAUUUCUUAAAAAGAGUCCUAACUACGAGACCGAAUGGCUGGCCGAACGGGAGCGAGCGUUGCAGCAGAAAGAGAGCGAGGAUGCCAAGCAAAAGAAAUCCAAAAAGGAUGAAGAAAAGGCCGUCAAGAAGCGCAAAAAGAAGAGCACCGAGAAGAAGAAAAAGAAACGGAAGCACGGAAAGAAACAGAAGAAAGCGGCAAAUGCUGCGGCCAAUGACACAUCGUCCUCAUCGGACGGCUCCUCGUCGGAUGAUGAACAGCCACAACCAAAGAAAUUACCCGACGAAGAAGCUGUUUUGCAACUAUUAGAGAAGCAAGCCAAUGCAUCCAUACUUGUUGCGAUGCGCAAGCAGGAAACGCCAGUGACCAAGGAGGAGCCAGUGAUCCAGUAUCCUGUCGCACCACCACCGCCGCCUAUCAUUAAAGAUUCACUCAGUACCCACACACGACUGAGUAAGUGGACACCAGCUGGUGGAGUGGAGCCCGCAAUCAGAGCUGCAGCCGAUUUGGAGGAACAGAAGAAACGCGACGAAGCAAUGAUGCAACAAUGGAACACUGUUCAGCCAGUCAUCAGCGAGAGUGAGAAGAAACUUUUGGAGCAACUAAAGGGCAAGCUAAAGAGCAAAGGACGCGAUACGGACGACACGACCAAUUUGGCGCCUAGGGAUACUACAGGACCACCACAGUCGCAUAAUGAAGAGAAGUCGCGACGCGUUGAAAGAGGUAGGCGAUCGCGUAGUCCAGUGGCCAAGCGACGUAACUCCCGUUCCAGACGCAGCAGUUCAAGAGGAGGCCGCGACGACUAUGAUAGUCGGCGGAGGAAGCGUUCCCGGAGCAGGGAUCGCAGUCGUGGGCGCCGACGGUACUCACGUUCUCCACUGCGAAACAGAGAGAGACGCAGCCGUUCCCGUGAUGCUCGUCGACGUCGCAGCCGUUCCCGCAGUCGUUCGCGCUCCGGCAGCCGGGAACAUGGUGCCGUCAGUCGCGUUGAACGCCCCGUCGUAAAACAUUCCGAGUUCAGGCCUCGUACUGUGCCCGAACGCAAAGGGCCGGAUUCCAAGCGAGACAAAAAAGAGUCUGCGUCAAAGUCUAAAAGCUCCAAGAAUUCGAGUAGCAGCGCAUCUGCGGCGGCAGCAGCGGGUGGCAAGAAGUUGCCUUUUAUUGGUAAGAUGCCAGUAUUCAAGAAACAGCCCUCAACGCAAACUGGAACCGGUAUCUAUGGCGAGAUGGGCCUUCCUUACACCAACGGAACUGAGAUGAUGGCUCAACCUCCUCCUCCACCUCCCCCAGAUGCACCAGGACAGCCUGCUACCUCUGGUGCUGUGCGUCCGCCUGCACCAACAGUGGUUCAAAUCCAAAUGGCUAUGAUGGAAGAUGCAUAUGGCAAUGCGCCUCCAUUCCAUCCCGAUGCAGGCAUGAUGAUGGACUAUGAUGAACUGAUGCCAGAUCCGGUGCAGUUUGCCAAUCUCAUGACUGCUUGUCCACCACCCCCACCACCGGGCAACAGCGCCGAGGGACCCGCUAUUGGCAAUGGCAAACCUUCUUUAGAAGAUGGCGAGAUUGAUGGGAAUGAAGAGGAUGACGUUCUGCCGCCGGGCAUUGAUGAAUCCGAAUCUGAUCUGUCCACUCAGCCUUUAGAUGUGGCCUCACAACCUCGAGAUGGCGAACUUCCCAAAGACUUCGCUGAAGCACUUGACAUUAUCUUUCCCUCUGAGCGACCUGCUGAUGAAGCGGCUGAGAGCCCCGCACCGGCUGAGCCACCAUCAACAAUCACAACCAUUGUAGAAGAUGAGGCGGUAAUGGACGAGCACAGUCUGCAGGAUUUGGCCAAGCAGGGUAUACAUCUGGUAACAAUCGAAGAGACCACUCAGACCUCCUUGCCGCCCACAAAUGUGCAACCUAUUGAGAAAUCUAGCAAGUCGUUGAAUUCACCUAUGCAGAUGGACGGUGACUCCCAAAACGAUGUGUAUAACAAAAAUAGUGCAGUACACCAAUUGCAGCCGCUUUCCAAUGGAAAUGGCGGUGAUGUGAAAGAGCCAGCGGAAGCCGCGGCAACUAUUCCCAUUAGCUUGAAGCAUGUGGAAGCAGUUGAUAUACCUAUGCCAGGAUCACCGCCACCGCCACUUUUGUCAGAUGCGAAAGAAGACGCGCCUGAGUCAAAUCCAACGAAACCUGUUAGCGAACUGGUUGAUGUGGCGAAUAUACCGCAACCGCCGGUAUCGCCCACUGGCAGCGAAAAGAUGCGGCGUCAGGCGGAGCUGGACGAAUUGGCAAUGCUGGGCAUCGAUAGCAGCGACAUGGCUGCACAAUAUGCGUUAUAAGAUUUCAUUUGACUUUUCCCAAGAAACUCGGCUGCCGGUGGAUGCGUCCACACAUACAAAAACAUACAAAAAUUGGCUUCUACAGCAGCAAGAACAACUGCAUCUGUGGCAGCAAUCUCAACCUGAUCGUCAUAGCUAUAUGAUAUUUUUGUAGUGUCGGGACACAUAUGGACAGUGUGUUUAUAUAACAAUUGUUUUAAAUUAAUGCACAUAUAUCUGUGUAAUGUAUGUAUAAUCCAGAUUCAAAUCGAAAUCACAUGCCGCAGACCGACAACUGGAACUUAUUCCCAGAUCUAAAUGCAAAAAGGCAUUAAAAAAGUAAUGAAUAUAUAUCACACAAGUUACUGUAAAAAAUAUUCUAUUAAACAUCAUAAUUACAA
This is a messenger RNA of Scaptodrosophila lebanonensis, 4641 nucleotides long. Its product is annotated as zinc finger matrin-type protein CG9776. Gene Ontology annotation, biological process: negative regulation of DNA-templated transcription; positive regulation of DNA-templated transcription. The record is from RefSeq and is a predicted model, not a curated record. Lineage: Eukaryota; Metazoa; Arthropoda; Insecta; Diptera; Drosophilidae. The transcript has 7 exons. The coding region runs from base 110 to 4261 and encodes 1383 amino acids. Gene Ontology annotation, molecular function: zinc ion binding; nucleic acid binding. Gene Ontology annotation, cellular component: nucleoplasm.